AUGGCCUGUCGCGACCUCACAAAAGCAGAAAUAGCAAAAUCGCUAAUCGAAAAAGAAACUGAGUAUGAAAAAGAAAAGGGCUCGAUAAUAGUCGAACACCUUGAUCUUUGCAGUUUACAGUCAGUUCGUGAAUUUGUCGCUAGAAUACUUGCCAGUGAAGCCACAAUACAAAUACUUAUCAACAAUGCUGGUGUGAUGAUGUGUCCUGAAUCUAAAACGAAAGAUGGCUUCGAAACUCACAUAGGUUCGAAUCACUUUGCACCCGCACUUUUGACUCUGCUCCUACUACCAAGACUUAUACAAGACGGACCUUCUCGAAUCGUAUUCGUCUCAUCGAUGUUACACGAAAAAUAUAACUUCGACGUGGAUGAUUUUAACUUUGAGUCGAGACCGUACGAUGCUUACGAAGCGUAUUGCCGGAGUAAAGCUGCGAACGUUCUGUUUGCCAAGGCACUAGCUCUCAAGUUAAAGGAACACAAUAUUAACAACGUAACUACGUACAGCUUACACCCGGGUGUGAUCAGCACGGGAAUCGGUCGACAUUUGAACACAGCCAUGUGGACUGGAGCUUCGUGGCUCUUCAACAACGUUUUGUACUGGUUCAUAAAGUCACCUCGGUGCGGUGCUCAGACCAGUAUCUAUUGUGCCGUCGACGAGGAUUGUGCCAACGAAAGUGGUUUUUAUUACAGUGAUUGUACGAGAAAAACUCCCUCAAAACAAUGUCGAAGUGAUGAAGAAGCUUCUAAAGCAUGGGCAUUAACUACUGAAGUUCUCGAAAAUCAUCUGAAAAAUCAUCAACUUUCUCUUGUGCGAUCUUCCAUGUAAC
Messenger RNA from Bombyx mori (domestic silkworm), 826 nucleotides. Its product is annotated as retinol dehydrogenase 13-like. The transcript has 4 exons. Bases 1 to 825 code for a protein of 274 amino acids. The record is from RefSeq and is a predicted model, not a curated record. Lineage: Eukaryota; Metazoa; Arthropoda; Insecta; Lepidoptera; Bombycidae.